Messenger RNA from Setaria italica (foxtail millet), 1944 nucleotides. RefSeq names its product cyclin-B1-1. The transcript has 9 exons. Gene Ontology annotation, cellular component: nucleus; cytoplasm; centrosome. Gene Ontology annotation, biological process: mitotic cell cycle phase transition; regulation of cyclin-dependent protein serine/threonine kinase activity. The coding region runs from base 269 to 1612 and encodes 447 amino acids. The record is from RefSeq and is a predicted model, not a curated record. Gene Ontology annotation, molecular function: cyclin-dependent protein serine/threonine kinase regulator activity. NCBI's taxonomy places the organism in Eukaryota, Viridiplantae, Streptophyta, Magnoliopsida, Poales, Poaceae.
AGCGCUCGCACGCUCGAUAUAUCUGCUGCUCUCCUCCCCGAGCCGUAGCCUCCUCCUCUUCCCUCAAGAACUGUACCACCACGCCAUCGCCAUUGAUUGAACAGGGAGAGGCAAGGAAGGGGUCAAUAGGCGCUGCUGCUUCUUGUUUGCCGGAUCCGCGGUGGCUGCGCUCGCCGGCGGGGAAGAGGGGACGCGGGCGGCGCGCCUCCAGUCUUUCUUCACCUCCGUGCUCUCCGGGCUCUUCGGCCAGGGCGAGGACGAGCUAGAGAUGGCCACGCGCAACCACAAUGCCGCCGCCGCCGCUGCCGCUCCGCAGCUUCAUCACAACCGAGGCGGUGUUCCCGCUCUGGGAAAGCAGAAAGCCGUCGCGGCUGGCCGUGCUGACGCCAUGAACCGGCGAGCCCCCCUGGGCGACAUCGGCAACUACGUCAGCGUCCGCGCAACCGACGGGAAGCCGGAGCCUCAGGAGCAGGUCAACCGCCCCGUCACGAGGAGCUUCGGUGCUCAACUCGUGAAGAACGCGCAGGCGAAUGCCGCCGCAAACAAGCAGAAUGCCGCAAUUGCACCUGCGAGGCCUGCGCCGAGGCUGGAGAGGAAGGCACCUGCCAAGCCGCCGCCUCCUGAACAUGUCAUAGAGAUCAGCUCUGACUCUGACCAGAGCAAGACGCAGUCCGAGAGCAGCGCCAGCUCCGUCCGUUCGAGGAAGAAGGUCAUCAACACCCUUACAUCUGUUCUCUCGGCUCGCUCAAAGGCUGCCUGUGGAAUCGCUGAUAAGCCUCGACAAGCGAUAGAAGACAUUGACAAGUUGGACGUCAACAAUGAGCUCGCGGUCGUUGACUACAUUGAGGACAUCUACGCCUUUUACAAGACUGCUCAGCAUGAGAGCCGGCCACGUGACUACAUUGAUGCCCAGGUGGAGAUCAACUCCAAGAUGAGGGCUAUCCUGGCAGACUGGAUAAUUGAAGUACACCACAAGUUUGAACUGAUGCCCGAGACUCUCUACUUGACUAUGUACAUCAUCGACCAAUACCUCUCACUACAACCAGUCCUGCGAAGGGAACUGCAGCUUGUGGGCGUUUCAGCCAUGCUGAUCGCCUGCAAAUACGAGGAGAUUUGGGCCCCUGAGGUGAAUGAUUUCAUCCUGAUAUCAGAUAGUGCAUACACCAGGGAGCAGAUUCUUUCUAUGGAGAAGGGAAUACUAAAUAGGCUUGAGUGGAACUUAACUGUCCCUACAUCUUACAUGUUCCUCGUUCGCUUUCUCAAGGCAGCGUCUCCGGGUAUCAAAAUUGAUAAAGAGAUGGAGAACAUGGUCUUCUUCUUUGCGGAGUUAUCGCUGAUGCAAUAUGGCUUGGUGACACACCUGCCUUCAAUGGUUGCUGCCUCUGCUGUCUAUGCAGCAAGGCUUACUCUUAAGAAGUCUCCACUUUGGACUGACACGCUCGAGCACCACACAGGCUUCAGAGAGUCAGAGCUAAUGGAAUGCACAAAAAUGCUGGUGAGCGCACACUUGACUGCCCCGGAGAGCAAGUUGAGGGUCGUCUACAAGAAGUAUUCCUCCGAGCAGUUUGGAGGGGUUGCACUACGUCCACCGGCAGUGGAGAUCUGCAAAUAAACGAAGAUGAUGAUAACCUCGUCCAGUAUUUGUGUUUGCUUUUGGUUUCAAGAGUGUAAUGGAAGGCGAGUCUGACAUUCGCUAGGCUUUUUAUGUUUGCUUGUUUGGAGUCAAGAAAGUUUGAACACUUGAGACAGUCGUUUGUUUGCUAGGCUGUUCUCACUUCUCAGAGAUGAGUCAGGAGCGUUAUCUGACUUGUGAUGGCGAUUAGGAUUCGGAUGUUCUGCCCCAUCUGAUGGAUACACCUUGGUGUAUAUACUUGUCGUUGGAAUUUAUCGAUAACCAGUUAUUCAUAAAUAUGAAUGAGGAAUCGGAUGUUUGCUGAUUUGGAA